Messenger RNA from Dentiscutata heterogama, 450 nucleotides. Lineage: Eukaryota; Fungi; Glomeromycota; Glomeromycetes; Diversisporales; Gigasporaceae. The record is from the annotation of a GenBank genome assembly.
GCAAUGUCAUCUUCUAAUAAAACUCCUAAAAAAAAGAAGCAACAGUUAAAAAGCUCUGAUAUCGCUGCUCCUGGUGGUAAUUGGGGGCGCGGACAUUCUGGUGUGGUUGCAUCUUCUAACACUGCUAUAUCAAGGUAUGCGAAUUAUACAAAUGCAAAAGUUGUUGAGACCCUUGCGACCAAUCAAAAGGAGAUAGUAGAAACUUUGACAACCGAGCAAAAUAAAUCAAUACAAAAAUUGAAUGAUGAUAAUGCGAAGCUUAUUAAAUCUAUAAGUAAUGAUCAGAAAAAGAUCAUAAAAAAUUUAACCAGUUCAUACGAGAAGACCAUCAAGAAUCUAAGUGAUAAUCAUAAAGAAGUAAUCAAGACCUUAAGUGAUAACCAAACAAAGGUGGUGAUGAGUUUGAGUGGAAAUCAUGCUGAUGUCUUAAAAACUAUGAAUAAUAAUGAG